Budorcas taxicolor (takin) is the source of this 1689-nucleotide messenger RNA. RefSeq names its product glycerol-3-phosphate dehydrogenase 1 (gene GPD1). Gene Ontology annotation, cellular component: cytosol; glycerol-3-phosphate dehydrogenase (FAD) complex. The transcript has 8 exons. The record is from RefSeq and is a predicted model, not a curated record. Gene Ontology annotation, molecular function: protein homodimerization activity; NAD binding; glycerol-3-phosphate dehydrogenase [NAD(P)+] activity. NCBI's taxonomy places the organism in Eukaryota, Metazoa, Chordata, Mammalia, Artiodactyla, Bovidae. Gene Ontology annotation, biological process: glycerol-3-phosphate catabolic process; carbohydrate metabolic process. The coding region runs from base 28 to 1146 and encodes 372 amino acids.
GGCUGCACCCACGUGUGUUGGAGUUAUAUGCUCCCAGCCGGCAGGGGAGCCGGGGAGAGUGGCACCCAGCUGGCGGCUCAGGCAGAGAGCAGCACCAUGACCGGCAAGAAAAUCUGCAUUGUAGGCUCUGGCAACUGGGGCUCAGCCAUCGCCAAGAUUGUGGGUGGCAAUGCAGCCCAGCUGGCACACUUUGACCCACGGGUGACCAUGUGGGUGUUUGAGGAAGACAUCGGGGGCAGAAAGCUGACAGAGAUCAUCAACACACAGCACGAGAAUGUCAAAUACCUGCCAGGGCACAAGCUGCCCCCCAAUGUGGUGGCUGUCCCUGAUGUGGUCCAGGCUGCAGCGGAUGCCGACAUCCUGAUCUUUGUGGUGCCCCAUCAGUUCAUCGGCAAGAUCUGUGAUCAGCUCAAGGGCCACCUGAAGGCCGAUGCCAUUGGCGUGUCUCUUAUUAAGGGGGUAGACGAGGGCCCCAAGGGGCUGAAGCUCAUCUCUGAAGUGAUUGGGGAGCGCCUUGGCAUCCCCAUGAGCGUGCUGAUGGGGGCCAACAUUGCCAACGAGGUGGCUGAUGAGAAGUUCUGUGAGACAACCAUUGGUAGCAAGAACAUGGCUCACGGACAGCUUCUGAAAGAGUUGAUGCAGACACCCAAUUUCCGCAUCACAGUGGUGCAGGAGGUGGACACAGUAGAGAUCUGUGGGGCCUUAAAGAAUAUAGUGGCCGUGGGGGCUGGCUUCUGUGACGGCCUGGGCUUUGGCGACAACACCAAGGCGGCUGUGAUCCGACUGGGACUCAUGGAGAUGAUCGCCUUUGCCAAGCUCUUCUGCAGCGGCUCCGUGUCCUCUGCCACCUUCUUGGAGAGCUGCGGUGUUGCUGACCUCAUCACUACCUGCUACGGAGGGCGGAACCGGAAGGUGGCCGAGGCCUUCGCCCGCACAGGAAAGUCCAUUGAGCAGCUGGAGAAAGAGAUGCUGAAUGGACAGAAGCUGCAGGGGCCCCCGACAGCCCGGGAGCUGCACAGUAUCCUCCAGCACAAAGGCAUGGUGGACAAGUUCCCUCUGUUCACAGCUGUGUACAAGAUAUGCUACGAGAACCUGCCAGUGGGGGAAUUCAUCCUCUGCCUGCAGAAUCAUCCAGAACAUGUGUGAGCAGGCCUGACGCCCAGGCCAGGCAGCCUCUUUAUCAAUGGAGACAGGCAGAAGCUUGGGGUGCCUGGCCACCAGGAGCUCCGGGACUCCCCACAGAGCAGUGUCUUCUCAGCUUUUCACUGAGUGACAGGAGGCUGAGGGCCCGGGUUCCUGCCUGGAGAUCCUGAAGCAGCCCACAACCUCUUGGCCAUCACAUCUCACUGGAAAUGGAGUUGCCUAGUCCCUCUCCAGAUGGGGAGCUUUCUCCCUAUCCUGUGAGAAGGGCAGAAUCAGCCCCAGAGUGGCCUGCUUUGAGCCUGUGGGGGGAGGAGGGGAGGGAAAGGGAGGCAAGGCAAGGGCUGCUUCAUGCUGCCUCACAUAGACCAGAAUUCUUGUCCCCAUGCCUCAGCUACAAGAGGGAUGAGGCAAGGGCUGCAGGGAGGGGUCUGGGCUUUUGAGCUGACAUGGCCCCAGGGACCCCUUUGCUCUGACCUCUGCCAGGCCCCACAGGGCAUCAAUGGAUCUCUCAGUGUUUGUUCAUAAAAUACAAAGAUCUCAAACAAC